AUGCUGACGGAGCGCUCCCCCAGCGACCCGCCGCGGGAUGCAGCGCGCGGCGCCGGAGCCGGCGCGGAGGGCGUCGGCGAGCCGGACCGGGGCUGGGGCUCCGGCAGCAGCAGCAGCAGCGGCGGCGGCGGCGGCGAGGCGGCCGGGCGUGGCGGGGGGCCGGCGCUCCCGGGGGAGCCGGCCUUGCCCAAUGGGGUGGCCAAGGAGACCGGCCGGCCGCCCCCCUCCCCCUCCCCCUCCGCCGGCCCGACGCCCCCCGCCGCGCCCGUGCCCGUGCCCGUGAUCGAGCUGGUGCGCGGCGGCCGCCCCGUCAAAGGCAGGGAGGCCAUGCACAGCCAGCCGGCGGACAGCAGCGGCGGCCGAGCGCCGGCAGCCCUCGCCCUCGCCCUCUCCGCGGGGCCCGGCACGCCCCCCGCUGGCGGCGGCAGCGACGGCAGCCACGACGGCCGCGGGGUGCAGCUCAGCCCCGCCGCCGUGCCCGUCCUCCCGCUCCAGCCGCCCGCCAGAGCCAUGCUCUACGGCCUCGGCGCCCCGCUCAGCGCCACCAGCAGUAGUUUUUUUGGGGAGCCAGACACCUUCUCAAUGUACAACAACAGUCGAGUGAAAAGAAGACCGUCCCCUUACGAAGUGGAGCUUUCUGAUGGUCCUCAUACAAAAGUGGUCCGUCGAAUAUUUACCAACAGCCGGGAGAGGUGGAGGCAGCAGAACGUCAACGGGGCCUUUGCCGAGCUUCGCAAGCUCAUCCCAACUCACCCACCUGACAAAAAACUCAGCAAGAACGAAAUCUUACGCCUGGCCAUGAAAUACAUCAACUUCUUGGCUAAGCUGCUCAAUGACCAGGAAGAAGAAGGAAACCAAAGGGGUAAAGUCAACAAAGACGCUGGCAUCGUGCAAGAAGAUCUCCUUCAGGACAUGUUGUCCCCAAACUCAAGCUGUGGAAGUUCAUUAGAUGGAGCAGGAAGCCCAGACAGUUUCACAGAAGAGCAUGACAUGUUAGAUUCUAAGCAUGCGAGAGGCAUCCACCACUCUAUUCUUCCAAUCGAAAGCAACGCGCAGCGAUGAUGA
This is a messenger RNA of Euleptes europaea (tarantolino), 1065 nucleotides long. RefSeq names its product TAL bHLH transcription factor 1, erythroid differentiation factor (gene TAL1). Gene Ontology annotation, biological process: regulation of transcription by RNA polymerase II. The transcript is spliced from 3 exons. Lineage: Eukaryota; Metazoa; Chordata; Lepidosauria; Squamata; Sphaerodactylidae. Gene Ontology annotation, molecular function: protein dimerization activity; DNA-binding transcription factor activity, RNA polymerase II-specific; RNA polymerase II cis-regulatory region sequence-specific DNA binding. Bases 1 to 1062 code for a protein of 353 amino acids. The record is from RefSeq and is a predicted model, not a curated record.